AUGGCUCUUUAUCCUUUUCCUGAAUAUGACAUCCGACUGGCCAGAGAGUUGCUAUCUAGGAUGUUUCUCUUUGCCACAAGGCGCAGUGAACCGACAGGCCGACCCCACUCGUGGCAUACCACCAAAUCCGGGGAGACCCAACCCGAUGCCAGCAUGAUGCAGAUAUCUCAGGGCACAGUGGGCCCUCCUUGGCACCAGAGCUACCAUUCUAGCUCCUCCACUAGUGACCUCUCCAGCUACGACCAUGCUUAUCUGAGGCGGAGCCCUGACCACUGCAGCUCGCAGGGGAGCAUGGAGAGCCUGGAGCCCAGCGGGGGAUACCCACCGUGCCAUCUUCUUUCCCCAGCCAAGUCCACCAGCAGCAUUGACCAACUCGGCCACUUCCAUAACAAGAGAGACUCGGCUUAUAGCUCCUUCUCCGCAAGUUCUAGCAUCCUGGAGUAUCCGCCCCCUGGCGUCCUGGGCCGAGAGCGUUCAGGCUCCAUGGACACUACUUCUGCUCGAGGUGGCCUCCUGGAAGGGAUGAGGCAGGCAGACAUUCGCUACGUCAGGACAGUCUACGAUACCCGGAGGGGAGUCUCAGCGGAGUACGAGGUGAACUCUUCAGCCCUGCUUCAAGGUAGGGAAGCCCGAGCACCUGCGGAUGGUCAGUGCUACAAUAAAUGGUACACUGCUCCUCGGGGCAAGGCAGUGCCACCCCUAUCCUGGAGCCAGCAGUGCCCCAGUUCCUUGGAGACUGCCACCGACAACCUGCCUUCUAAAGUGGGUGCACCCCUGCCCCCCGCUCGGAGUGACAGCUAUGCAGCCUUUCGGCACCGUGAGCGGCCCAGCUCCUGGUCUAGCCUCGAUCAGAAACGGUUCUGCCGGCCUCAGGCCAACUCUUUAGGCUCCCUAAAAUCUCCCUUUGUAGAGGAACAGCUGCAUACGGUACCAGAGAAGAGCCCAGAGAACAGCCCCCCAGUGAAACCCAAGCAUAAUUACACCCAAAAGGCCCAACCAGGCCAACCUCUGCUGCCAACUGGCAUCUACCCUGUACCGCCCCUGGAGCCUCAGUUUGCCCAGGUGCCCCAGCCUUCGGUGAAUAGUAACGGUAUGCUCUACCCCGCGCUGGCCAAGGAGAGUGGAUAUGCUGCCCCUCAGGGAGCUUGCAACAAGACGGCUGCCUUGGAUGAGAACGGGAACCAAAAUGGGUCUUGCAGCCCCGGGAUUACCUUCUACCAGCCUCCAGAACAUGACCCACUGUCCCCAGUGGAGAAGAAAUCAGAAACUACAGCCAAGUGUGUCCCCUACAAAGUCCAUUUUUCUUCAGUGCCAGAAAACCAAGAGGAUGCCUCCCUGAGGAAAUAUCUCACACCUCUCCAAGGCAACGGCUCGCAUCCCAAUGAGAGAAAGAGCACCCAUAGCAACAGACAGUGUCCUGAUCACCACCCCCUCAAAUCCCCUCAGGCUCAGGCCUGGCCAGUGGCUGAAGACAAGAGAUCUUCCAGGCCCUGGGAGCUCUGGGAGGGUGAUUUCCAGGAAGACCACAAUGCCAACGUGCGCCGGAGGCUGGAGAGAGAAGGCCUAGGCCAUAGCCCGUCAAGCGACUUUAGCAAGACCAAGGCGGCCUUCUCAUCUCUCCAGAACAUUCCAGAGAGUCUAGGAAAACGAAGCAGCCUGGAGCUAGGAGGGCGAGCCCAGGAAGCCCACCCAGGUGGCAGGUCCACCUGUGCAGGCAACUCCAGCCGGGAGGAUCUUGGAAGGAAGGCGGCGCCUGACCGGAGCCACGUGGACAGGCCGCUUUCCUACCCAAGGCCGGAGGGCAGCCCCAGUGCCGCAGCCUCUCUCCGCAGUUCGGAGCCCAGGUAUGAAGAGCCGCCCCCUGCAGGGCACCAGCAGGCACCCUGCCUGGGCCGCAGGAGGCUCAGCUCCGGCAGCGCCUCGGCCCUGCAGGGCUUUCAGUACGGGAGGCCGCACUGCUCCGUGCUGGAGAAGGUUUCCAAGAUCGAGCAGCGAGAGCAGGGGAGCCAGAGGCCGCCGAGUGCGGGCAGCUCCGGGUGUGGCCCUCACUUUAGGCCCAGCAGGGCGGGCCCCGCUCCCACUCCCGCUCCCACUGCGCCUGGGACUAACUUCGAGGAGACAAAAGCCAGUGUCCGUUUCUCCGAGUCCGCCGAAGCCCUCGACAAUGGGGGACCCCCGCUGGAGGACAUUUCUUGGCAGCCAUGCGGUCAGCAGCCCAGGAGGGCUGUGGACGCCGGCCAUGGCCCCCCACUCCGUACCAGGGAGCCCCCCAAACAAGACACUCGCCUCCUCCGCAGCCAGAGCACCUUCCAGCUCUCUGGCGAGGCUGAGCAGGAGGCGGCGUGGCCGGACGACAGGCCUGGCACGCCCGAGUCGCCGCUGCUGGACCGCCACAGCGUGACCCCGGCCACCGAGGGCGACCCGGCCCGCCUGGCGCCCCCCACUGCCCGGAGAGGGGCACGCCGGCGCCUGACCCCCGAGCAGAAGAAGCGCUCCUACUCGGAGCCCGAGAAGAUGAACGAGGUGGGGGUGUCGGAGGAGGCCGAGCGCCCGCAGAGGAAGGGGCUGCGCUUCCCCGAGAGCACGGUGGCCGACCGGCGCCGCCUGUUCGAGCGCGACGUUCCAGCAGAGCGCCCUGGGCAGCCCGGCCCCGCCACACCCGCAGGCCCCGGCCUGUCCGCAGCCUCCAGCCUCGGGUCGCUGCGGGAGGCCAGCCUGCAGCCGCACAGGGAGGCCUCCUUCCUGCAGUUCGCAGCCAUGGAGCCCCCGCAGGCCCCCAGAGAUCGUAGCAGCUCCUUCGCUGGUGGGCGCCUCGUCGGGGAUAGGCGUCGCGGGGACCCCCAGACUCCGAGAGAGCAGUUCAGUGGAACUAAUGGCGGACCAAGGGGCACCCAGAGGAUGGUCGGGACCCCUGGAGAGCCAUCUCCUUGGGGGGCUGCCGGCAGGAGGACUGGAAAAUCCAUGUCAGCCGAGGACCUGCUGGAGCGCUCAGAUGUCCUGACCGUCCCUGUCCACGUGAGGUCCAGGUCGUCGCCCAUCGCAGACAAGCGCCAGGAUGUGCUUUUGGGGGAAGACGGUGGCUUUGGUCUUGUGAAGGAUCCAUGUUAUCCAGCUGGCCCUGGACCUGGGUCACUCAGUUGUUCAGAAAGAGGCAGAGAAGAGAUGCCGUUGUUUACACACCACCCUACCCCGGCCAGGGGCUGGGGCAGUUCAGGCUGCAAAGCAGCUGAUUGCUCCGCAGCUCCCAAGGAGUGUUCUGGACCCCUGGACCAGCAGAGGCAAGCCAGCAGGACACCAUGCCCCAAGCCACCGCCAACAGGAGCACAGGGGCAGCCUCUCGACACCAGGGCUGGGCCAGUGAGCCCACACAGCCCACUUCUGCCCUCUCCUGUUCCUUCCAGCUGCUGCCCACAGGUUGCCACUGAUCAGCACCUUGGGAGAGACAGUCAGGCCGGGCGACAGCCCCUUCUUCCAUAUACCCCUGCAGUGACCCCCAGAAGCAACGGUCACACCCUGCCCCAGCCUCCUAGUCCAAGAGGCCAAGAGCUCAGCCACCCAGAGCAAGGGCUGGAGGAGGGAGUGAGGAAGAGAGUCUCGCUUCAGUGGCCGCCACCGCCCCGGGUGAAGUGGGCCCACACAGUCAGAGGGGACAGCCUUCCUGAGGAGUCUUCCUCUGCGGAGUUUGCAAACCUGAAGCACUAUAAGAAACCACAGAGUCUCCCGAGCUCGUGCAGCACUUCUGACCCAGACACGCCCCUCGAGGCCAACAGCCCUCCAGGGAGGAUCUCCCUCCGAAUAUCCGAGUCGGUCCUCCUGGCCUCCCCCCUGCCCCGGGAGGACUGUGAUGACGAGGUGUUUGUAAAGGACUUGCACCCCAAGGCCACUUCUAGCCCCACAUUUGAAGCUCUCCCCCCACCCCCGCCUCCUCCACCGAACCAGGACACCCUGCUGGACAGCUCCGAUGACUUUCCUCCGCCUCCCCCCCAGGCUGUGUGUGAGGGGCCACUGGACAGCGAGGAUGGCGGUGGGCUCUGCAGCUCCACCAGCUCUUCCAAGGUGACAGUGGCGAGAGAAAGGCACAUGUCUGGUGUGGCCUAUUUGGCAGGUGGUCAGAUACCGGCUUCCAGACCCCAGACGUCUGUCAAGGUUUCAGAGGCCAGCGACUCCAGCCCACCCAUCAUCAUGGGCGUUCAGCCCCAACUCAGUGGGUCUCUUGACGAGCAGCCAAGCCCAGAGCCACCACCUUCGGUAUGGACCCAAAGCCUCAUCCACGAACCAGUCAGUGCAGCUCAGGGUUUAGAAAAGAGAACCAGUUCUGAUCCUCAGAAGACCACGGAAGACAUCAGAACAGAGGCGCUGGCCAAGGAAAUUGUCCACCAAGACAAAUCUCUGGCAGACAUUUUGGAUCCAGACUCCAGGAUGAAGACAACGAUGGACCUGAUGGAAGGCUUGUUUCCCCGAGAUGUGAACUUGCUGAAGGAGAGCAGCACGAAGAGGGCCAUGCAGAGGACCGUCAGCUACCCGGGGUUCGAAGGCAAGCGGGGCGAAGACAAGGAAGGGGCGAGCGUGUUGGUCAACUGCCCUGCCUACUACAGCGUGUCUGCCGCCAAGGCCGAGCUUCUGAACAAAAUCAAAGAGAUGCCGGAGGAGGUGAAUGAAGAGGAGGAGCAAGCGGAUGUCAACGAAAAAAAAGCUGAGCUCAUCGCUAGCCUCACCCACAAGCUGGAGACCCUCCAGGAGGCCAAGGGGAGCCUGCUCAUGGACAUCAAGCUCAAUAACGCCUUGGGGGAAGAGGUGGAGGCCCUGAUCAGUGAGCUCUGCAAGCCCAAUGAGUUUGACAAGUACAAGAUGUUCAUUGGGGACUUGGACAAGGUGGUGAGCCUGCUGCUGUCCCUCUCGGGGCGCCUGGCGCGGGUGGAGAACGUCCUCAGCAGCCUUGGAGAAGACGCCACCAAUGAAGAAAGGAGCUCUCUGAACGAGAAGAGGAAGGUCCUGGCUGGGCAGCACGAGGACGCCCGGGAGCUCAAGGAGAACCUGGACCGGAGGGAGCGGGUGGUGCUGGACAUCCUGGCCAAUUACCUCUCGGACGAGCAGCUCCAGGAUUACCAGCAUUUCGUGAAAAUGAAGUCGACGCUCCUCAUCGAGCAGCGGAAGCUGGACGACAAGAUCAAACUGGGCCAGGAGCAGGUCAAGUGUCUGCUGGAGAGUCUUCCUUCGGAUUUCGUCCCGAAGGCCGGGGCGCUGGCUUUGCCCCCAGACCUCACGAGCGACACGGCGGCUCCCGCUGGGGGCUGUGCUCUGAGUAGCACCUUUCCGACGUUAACCUCUCCACUUUAGCUUCCUCUAAAACACCCUACCUAAAGAUCCCCAUUUCUCUCAACACUAUUUAAUCUGAAAAACGUGUCGGUGCAAACCACCGCUUACACUCUGGGUGACUGGGGUUUUCCUGGAUAAAAAGAAUCCCGUCCAGGAAGGAGCCUGUGCUUUCCUUCUUGCCGUUCACGAUUGAUCCUCUGAGAGUCUGAGCACUGCUAGACACGUACCCCGUCCUGUCAUUCGCAGUAGGGACACCAGGAAGACUGAUCAGAGGGUGCGCGAUUGAUCAUUUAGUCUUUGCCGGGCCGAGGCCAUGUAGAAGAGUGUGUGUCACCCUCAGGAAUGUCUCCACAGCGGCCUUCCCUGCUGGAGGGCCACGUGUCCCGCUGCGGGUUACAGGCCACGGGUUACAGGUUCCGUUGACGAAGGAUCUGCAACACAAAGCCUUAAAGAGACACACACCGAAAACUGUAAAAUCUUGAACAUUAUUAUUUAUAUUUUUAAAAAUGGAAAAGAUUGUUCUGUUUGUGUGCUAACCACUCAUUUGAUUCUAUUUUGUGGUGGACGUAGACAAUUACGUUUGAGCUUUGUAUUUUGUGAACACCGUAAUGAAGAAUUCCAAAGAUAGUCA
This is a messenger RNA of Tupaia belangeri chinensis (Chinese tree shrew), 5947 nucleotides long. It is a transcript of the gene SHROOM3, whose product is annotated as shroom family member 3. NCBI's taxonomy places the organism in Eukaryota, Metazoa, Chordata, Mammalia, Scandentia, Tupaiidae. Gene Ontology annotation, biological process: actin filament organization. The transcript has 11 exons. Gene Ontology annotation, molecular function: actin filament binding. The record is from RefSeq and is a predicted model, not a curated record. Bases 1 to 5337 code for a protein of 1778 amino acids. Gene Ontology annotation, cellular component: adherens junction; apical junction complex; apical plasma membrane.